UCUCUCCUCUCUCGCACUCUAUAGCUUGAGCUGUGAAAUCUGGAGACAAACCCCGAAAAAAAAAAGGGAGUAGUUCUUCAUCUUCUUCGAUAAUUAUUCUUCGUCUAAUUGGGAAAUUUUGGAGCUUGGCGAACAUGCGGAAUGCGGAUCGGCUGGCCGACGAUUUGAUCGAGUCGGAUCUCAAGGAGCUUGGGAUCGCCGCGAAGAAGCUCGCCAACCAUGCCUUCAAGCUUGGCGGCGGCCUGGGCUUCGGCACCACCUUCCUCAAAUUCCUUGCCUCCGUAGCAGCAAUAUAUCUGUUGAUAUUAGACCGGACAAACUGGAGGACAAACAUGUUGACUACACUUUUAGUUCCUUAUAUUUUCCUGAGCUUGCCGUCUGUGCUGUUUUCUUUACUGAGAGGGGAAUUUGGUAAAUGGAUUGCAUUUAUUGCUGUUGUGCUGCGACUCUUCUUUCCUCGGCACUUCCCAGACUGGUUGGAGAUGCCUGGAUCAUUGAUCCUUCUUCUUGUGGUUGCCCCUAGCCUCUUUGCCGACACGAUCAGGAACGGUCUGAUUGGCAUCUUCAUAUGCUUAGCUAUUGGCUGCUACCUGCUUCAGGAGCACAUCCGAGCAUCCGGUGGCUUUAGGAAUUCAUUCACAAAGAGACAUGGCAUAUCAAAUACUGUAGGUAUCAUUCUUUUGUUGGUCUACCCUAUCUGGUGCUUGGUGCUGUAUUUUCUGUAGGUUCUUUUCAUUCCAGUUCUGGAUAUGUUUUGCCUUGCUGCCAUUGACAGUACAUUAAAUACUCUGGUUUUGUGUGUCUUCAUUUGUUUGUAAAGCUCGAAAUCUGUUAUUGGAUGUAGCAACUUUGAGAUUGUGGGGUUUCCUGUCAUAUGUUGUAUAUGUAAUGAACCAUGAAAAUAUUGAGAUUUACAUUUCCUAGAAAAAAAUGGAUUUGUACUUCAACCA
Molecule: messenger RNA, 950 nt
Organism: Phoenix dactylifera (date palm)
Lineage: Eukaryota; Viridiplantae; Streptophyta; Magnoliopsida; Arecales; Arecaceae
Product: cold-regulated 413 plasma membrane protein 2-like
Cellular component (GO): membrane
Source: RefSeq, a predicted model, not a curated record